Molecule: messenger RNA, 2312 nt
Organism: Belonocnema kinseyi
Lineage: Eukaryota; Metazoa; Arthropoda; Insecta; Hymenoptera; Cynipidae
Gene: Nulp1
Product: transcription factor 25
Exons: 8
Coding region: 282-2129 (615 amino acids)
Cellular component (GO): RQC complex
Molecular function (GO): protein binding
Source: RefSeq, a predicted model, not a curated record
CACCAUUUUUUAAUUUUUUAACACGAGAAAAAAUGGUGGGGAGAUUCUAGCAUCUAGUCUCUACUUGCUAAUCAGCUCAAUCAGCUGAGAGAAAAUCAUUUUCCACAAAUAAAAGUAAAGUACAAGUGUAUUUAAUGCAAAAUAUAAAGAGUUCAUUUAACGAGAAUGUGAUUUUGUUUUUGUGGUCCUUGCAAAAGUCGCAACGUGUUCAGUCGUUUGGAAUUUCACUUUCGUGUAUCAAAACAGCUGGGUGAAAAUUUUCUGUUAUUAUCGCACACGCAAUGUCCACACGGUAUAUGAAGAAAGUUUAUGGGACUGAUUUAAUCCCGAAAUUAAAUGAAUUAGAAGAUUCAAGUGAUACUGAAGCACCAAUAAUCAGAGAUGUCAAGCCGAAAAAUUUUAAUGCAUUCAACUUGUUAAACUGCAAUGGUUCCGAAGAAGAUGAGGAGCCAGUCGACAACCUCAACGACAACGAUGAUGAAGAUGUUAAUGAAGGCAAGGAUCAGGAUGAAGAGGAAAUGAAGCCUAAAAAAAAGAAACGACACCGAAAAGCUCGCAAUCAAAAUUCGCAAAGAAGUACGGAUCGGACUGACAAAGUAGAUUCCGACGAGGAUGAAAUCGAGAGAACAGUUCGAGAAGUUAACAAGCUUCUUGGUGAACCAGUGCCUAGUACCAGCCAAGAGAGCAACGACGAUUCAAAGUCCUUCGUCUUGAGAUCGAAAGAGGAGAUUCUCACUGUCCAGCACAGAAAUUUAAAUCCGUUCAAUGAACUCAAGAGGAUAUUCGGAAGCAAAACCGUUCAAGCCGAAGAAAAUAAGCAGAGAGGCAGAAGACGAACAGGUCACUUGAAAAAAACGUGGUUGAUUUCUCCGCGGGAAAGUUGGUUUCCUAUCGCCAAGGCAGAUCUUUCCAUGUCGAUCGACCGUUCCAUGGAUCUACAAGGCGGCAGCGGCAUUCAGUACUUUGUCUAUGAACAUGGUGUAUCUUAUCGGCAAGCUCAGAUGAAAUUUAUCCAAGCUGUUGAAAGUUUAGAUCACGAAAAUAUCAUUUCUAUGGUGAAUCAACAUCCGUAUCACGUGGAUGCCCUCAUUCAAUUAUCCGAACUUUGUAAACUUAGCGAGGAUUUGGCAACAGCUGCUCGUCUUGUCGAACGAGCUUUGUACACUCUCGAAUGUGCGUUUCAUCCUCUCUUCAAUAUAACAACAGCAAAUUGCAGACUAGAUUACAGAAAACAACAGAAUCGAGCACUGUUCAUAACCCUCUUUAAGCAUCUUACUUUUGUGAGCGGAAGAGCUUGUUACAGAACUAGUUUAGAGCUGUGCAAAUUCCUGUUGUCCCUAGAUCCAGAAGACGACCCACUCGCCGUUGUUCUUAUGUUGGACUUUUAUGCGCUGAGAGCCCGAGAAUAUGAGUGGCUCAUCAAAUUUUGCAACCUUUGGGAAAGUUCAAGGAAUUUGACUCAGUUGCCGAAUAUUGCCUACAGUUUGGCUCUGGCCCACUUUCGUCUUGGAGAGCAAGAAGUUGCAAAUGAACUUCUUCAGAGUGCUCUUCUCAUGUAUCCUGGUGUUUUGAUGUCUCUCCUCGACAAGUGUAGCAUUCAACCAGACUCAAGGGUUCAAGGCCACGCCUUCUUCAACAUUACAGCUGCCACAACGACUCCUCCUUCUCUAGAAAAGCUGCAGGAUUUGUACGUAACGCGAAGCUUCCACAUCUGGAAAGAAGCCGAGAUUUUGCCCUGGCUCGAGCAUGGCGCUCAAAGCGUUUUGGAUCGAGUCGACGCCAAGGACGAAGCUGCCAAGUUUUACCAAAUGAAGCGGAAAGAAAGAUACCAAGGAAAAAUACCAAAGAAUAUACUGCGCCAUCUUAUUCUUUCAGAUCUGAAAGGCGUGACUAUCGCAGCUAUGGAGGAUCAACAGGCUCCCAGCAAUAGCGGACCAAUUUUGUCCCACGACCCUUUGCCUCCUCUCAAUUCCAUAAAUAUUUAUUCCAACCCAAGGACUUCACGACGAAGAACAAACGAUACAUCGAACAUCUUUUCUGCAUUUUUUACCUCUCUUUUCACGGACGUUGGUGGAAAUAUGCAGGGUUUAAAUGGCUUUAUGGCUGGAGACGAGCCUGGUGAUGAAUAAGAACGUUUUAAGGUUUUACAAAUAGUUAGAAAGAUAGGAUUUAUAGAACUUUAUGGGUUUGAUGUAAAUAUGUGCAAGGUGCUGCUGUUUUUGAAACAUUUUUUCGUGAAGCUCGCAAGAAGGCGUUUGUAUGCUAAGAGAUUGUAAGAUAACAGUUUUAAUAAAUGUAUAGGUCUAAUCUAA